AUGUUCCCUCUUCCCUCGGGUGAUGGAAUGGAUUUCCUCGAUGAGGAUUCCGACGAUGAUUUGGUUAUUUCCGGACCACCUCACUGUGCUGGACCCACAUGCAUAUCGGCACCUAUCCCCGGCGAGAAGUAUUGUUCCGAGGCUUGUCGAGUAAAACACGCCAAGUGA
Echinostoma caproni is the source of this 168-nucleotide messenger RNA. Lineage: Eukaryota; Metazoa; Platyhelminthes; Trematoda; Plagiorchiida; Echinostomatidae. The record is from the annotation of a GenBank genome assembly.